Scophthalmus maximus (turbot) is the source of this 3458-nucleotide messenger RNA. RefSeq names its product lon peptidase 2, peroxisomal (gene lonp2). The record is from RefSeq and is a predicted model, not a curated record. Lineage: Eukaryota; Metazoa; Chordata; Actinopteri; Pleuronectiformes; Scophthalmidae. Gene Ontology annotation, biological process: protein targeting to peroxisome; protein processing; protein quality control for misfolded or incompletely synthesized proteins. Gene Ontology annotation, cellular component: peroxisomal matrix. The coding region runs from base 154 to 2682 and encodes 842 amino acids. The transcript is spliced from 18 exons. Gene Ontology annotation, molecular function: ATP binding; ATP hydrolysis activity; ATP-dependent peptidase activity.
CUGCGCUUACCGUAGUCAGAGGAAGCGGAAGCAGGAAGAAGGAAUAAAUAUGCCAUUUCAGAGCAACGAAUAAAGAAUAAAGAGGCGAAAAACAGCACCGACAACGUUUUAAUUAUCAAAAAAAGGGAGUUCGCUUCAGAAUAGAGACGUACGAUGGCCUCCGGCGACGGCAUCAAGAUCCCGAGCCGCCUGCCGCUGCUGCUCACCCACGAGGGCGUGCUGCUGCCGGGCUCCACCGUCCGCCUCAGCGUGGACUCCCCGCGGAACAUGCACCUGGUCGGCGAGCGGCUGCUGCGGGGCACGUCGCUCAAGAGCACGAUCAUCGGAGUGAUCCCCAACACCCGGGACCCGGAGCACGACACCGACGACCUGCCCGGCCUGCACAAAAUCGGCACAGCGGGGAUCGCGGUACAGGUGGUGGGCAGCAACUGGCCCAAGCCCCACUUCACCCUCCUCAUCACCGGACUGUGUCGCUUCAGUGUGUCGAGUCUGCUGAAGGAGCGGCCGUUCGUCCUGGCAGAGGUGGAGCAGUUGGACAAACUGGAGCAGUACACGACUCCUGCAACGCAGGGAGUCACCGCCGCUGACGGCGAGCUGGGGGAGCUGUCCGAGAAGUUCUACCAGACCGCCGUGCAGUUAUUAGGUAUGUUGGACAUGUCUCUUCCAGUGGUGGCCAAGUCCAGGCGUCUGCUGGACAGUCUGCCCAGGGAAACCUUACCCGAUGUGGUCGCCUCCAUGAUUCGCACCUCAAACAAGGAGAAACUACAGGUCUUGGACGCGGUGAGCUUGGAGGAGCGCUUCAAGACGGCCCUGUCCAUGUUGACCAGACAGAUCGACGGACUAAAUCUACUGCGGAAGACCAGGAAGAAGAGUCCCGAUAAUGAGAAGGGGGUGUUGUCGGUGCGUAAAGGCGGCGUGUUCCCAGGCCGUCAGUUCAACCUGGAUGAGGAGGAUGAAGAGGAUGGAGAUGACGCCGCCGCCCUGCAGAGGAAGGUUCACGGGGCGAACAUGCCUGAAGCCGCACUCAGAGUUUGUCUGAAAGAGCUGAAGAGAUUGAAGAAGAUGCCUCAGUCCAUGCCUGAGUAUGCCCUCACCAGGAACUACUUGGAUCUGAUGGUGGAGCUGCCAUGGAGUAAAAACACUAAAGACUGCCUGGACAUCCGAUCUGCUCGCACGCUGCUGGACAACGACCACUAUGCCAUGGACAAGCUGAAGAGACGCGUCCUGGAGUACCUGGCAGUCAGGCAGCUCAAGGCUUCGCUCAAGGGCCCCAUUCUUUGCUUCGUGGGGCCACCGGGGGUCGGCAAGACCAGCGUGGGCCGCUCCAUCGCCAGGACUCUGGGCAGAGAGUUCCACCGCAUCGCCCUGGGAGGCGUCUGUGACCAGUCGGACAUCCGAGGGCACAGGCGUACGUAUGUGGGGAGCAUGCCGGGCCGCAUCAUCAACGGUCUGAAGACGGCGGGCGUGAACAAUCCCGUCUUCCUCCUGGACGAGGUGGACAAACUGGGAAAGAGCCUGCAAGGAGACCCGGCGGCCGCUCUGCUGGAGGUCCUGGACCCAGAGCAGAACCACAGCUUCACUGACCACUACCUCAACGUGGCCUUUGACCUCUCCCAAGUGCUCUUCAUCGCCACGGCAAACACCACGGCGACCAUUCCCCCGGCGCUGCUGGACAGGAUGGAGUUGCUGCAGGUACCAGGCUACACCCAGGAGGAGAAGGUGGAGAUCGCUCAACGUCACUUGAUCCCAAACCAGCUGGAGCAGCACGGAUUAACACCUCAACAGCUGCAUAUACCACAGGACACCACGCAGGGUAUAAUAAGCAGGUACACCCGGGAGGCGGGGGUUCGCUCCCUGGAGAGGAAGAUCGGGGCGAUCUGCCGAGCCGUGGCCGUGAAGGUCGCCGAAGGUCGCCGGGUCACCGAGACCGAGGCCUCGAUGCCCGAGAAACCGUCGGAGCGAGGAGACAAGGCGGCGCCCCCGGAGAUGCCCAUCGUGAUCGACCACAUCGCCCUGAAAGACAUCCUGGGACCUGCGCUGUUUGAGAUGGAGGUGUCCGAGCGGUUCACGCUGCCCGGCGUGGCUCUGGGCCUGGCCUGGACGCCGCUCGGCGGGGAGAUCAUGUUCGUGGAGGCGAGUCGGAUGGAGGGCGAGGGUCAGCUCACCCUGACCGGUCAGCUGGGGGACGUCAUGAAGGAGUCCGCCCACCUCGCCAUCAGCUGGCUGCGGGCGAACGCCAAAACCUACCAGCUGACCAACAUGGUGGGGGGUCCGGAUCCUCUAGACGGGACGGACAUCCACCUCCACUUUCCCGCCGGAGCCGUCACCAAGGACGGCCCCUCCGCCGGCGUUACCAUAGUGACCUGCCUCGCUUCGCUGUUCAGCGGCCGAUUGGUCCGAUCAGACAUCGCCAUGACGGGAGAGAUCACCCUGAGGGGCCUGGUGCUGCCGGUGGGCGGGAUCAAGGACAAGGUGCUGGCGGCCUACAGGGCCGGGGUGAAGCGCAUCAUCCUGCCCAAGCGCAACGACAAGGACCUGGAGGAGCUGCCGGCCAACAUCCGGGCCAAGCUCGACUUCGUCACCGCCACGAAUCUGGACGAGGUGCUGAACGCCGCCUUCGACGGCGGGUUCCCGCGGACGACCGGCGAACAGGCACUAACUCAGCUGAGCAGCAAACUGUAGCGUAACUAACACACGCACAAACCGGAGGACUGGGUGGACUGACUCAAGCACUGUGAUUCAGAUAAUCAGCAGAUGAUUUACCAGUUUCCUGUAAUUUGCAGAUUUUGGAAUGUGUUAUGCAGAUUUCAAUUUUUCGACUAACCACAGAACGGUUGGUUUUGAGAAUGUGUAUUGUAAAAUAAGAUUAUAAGAUAAUAAUACUUGUAAGAGGUUUAUAUGGAUGUUGUCUCAUCACAUGUAAAACUUCUUAUUGUGUCACAGGGCUGUAAUUCUACUGAAGUGUGGACGAAAGACUAAGAUUAUUAACACAAAAGAUUGGUGGUGUAGCAAACAUUAUUAAUUUUAAAAUGCAAUACAGUGAUUUCACACUAAGCCAAGAUGCACUUGUGGUAAAUAACUUCAAAAGAAUCGGAGGUGAAUUAAAUAUGUUUGAAAACAACAAAAAAUUAUUCUGUAUUGAUUUUAUUUGCAGUGUAUUUUCCUUCUCUGUUCGAAUAUGAUACCAACAAUACUAAUACAUUUCAUUUAUAGAGCACUUUUCAUUGCUAAAAGCGCUAUGAUUUAUAAAAACUAAGAAAAUGUAUAUUUUGUCCAUCCAUAGAGCUUCACUACGUACCAUCAGUGUAUAACAUGUGGAUUUGUGAAGGCAUAAUUAUAAUGAAUAUGACCCUUCUGAAUAUGACACUAGAAAUGUGAAGAUUCCUUCAGUAUUUAAACAUUGUAAACAUCAUCUUUUUUAAAAUCGUGUUGGGAUGUAAUAAACACCAGAACCUCCA